AUGAUGGUGCUUCUUGUGCUCCUGGCUGCGCCAGCAUGCAUUUCAGCAUUGGCUCCCACGCCGCGGCAGCCGUCUCUCCGGCACUCCAAGCGGCUCCUGCCGCGGCUGCUCCCGCCGUGUCCGACUAUGGCGGAGGGAGGCUUCUCGGGUGGCUUUCGCAGCACGCUCGAGCGCCUCGCCUCCAACUUUGUGGAGGCGCGAUCUCGGUCCGCCGCCGAGCUCAAGCAGCGGUGGUCUCAGCCUCCCGCGCCUGCUGACGCCUCCCGCCUGGCGACCGUCGCAGCGUCCGCUCUCGUGGCGGCUGUGGUGGUCGAAGCGCUCUCCCUCGGCGCGCUGACGCUCGGUGCCUGGGCGUUUGACUUGGCCCUCGCGCCCGGGCGCGGCCGCCUCUCGGCGGCAGCUGGCGCGGCCUGGGCGCUGCGGCGCGAGUGGCGAAGCGGCCGCCUGGUCGUCGAGGUGCUCCUCGCUCCGCUUCUCUUCGCGGCGGCACGGCGGGAGCGGGCGCCUAUCUCCUAUCUGCGCGAGCGCUGCCUGCAGGCCGCCGCCGUCGCUGCCUGUGCCCUCCUCACCCUCCGUGCGCUCGACCGCGGACCGCUCGCCGCCCUCUCCCUCUCCCCUGCAGCUGCGCUCGCAGCCCGGCUCGGUGCGCCUGCCCUCGAGGAGGCGCCGCGCGCCGCAGUCAGCGCCGUGGCCGAUGCGGCGGCUGCGGUCGGUGCGGCGGCGCGCGCCCUCCCACUCAGCAGCAGCGUGUGCGGCGGGCUCAGCCGCAUCGCCUCCACCGAGGAUGUCGCUGUCGAGAUCGGCAGGCGGGCGCUUGCGGCGGCGUGGGCUCUGUACGAGGACUCGUGGCUUCGCAUCGUGCUCCGCCAACUGCGCGGGGUGCUUCUUCAGACGCUGCUGGGCUAG
This is a messenger RNA of Emiliania huxleyi CCMP1516, 906 nucleotides long. RefSeq lists its product as hypothetical. The transcript has a single exon. The record is from RefSeq and is a predicted model, not a curated record. Bases 1 to 906 code for a protein of 301 amino acids. NCBI's taxonomy places the organism in Eukaryota, Haptophyta, Isochrysidales, Noelaerhabdaceae.